AGUCGGCGCCCCUGGAAUAAACACUAAUCUUUAUUGGUAUUCGUGCAAGAGGUUCAGGCAACCUAAUGCGCACUAUUCUCUCAUUUCAAUUUGGUUAAUUUAUCCUCGCUCGGUAUUCGAUUGUGGGUGUAGGAUUAAAAAUCCGUUCGUCGAAAUUUUACAAAUAUGACGGAACUAUGUGUACAACACUGAAUGUAGCAACUAAAAGACGACUUCAAGUGAAUGAGCAAAACAGUACACUUUAGUUCGUCACAUAAAAGAUUAGUUCCCUUUGUUGAGGUGCACACGCACUGCGGGGGAUACAUCUGAACGUAUAAGAGUCUUGUUCUGGUCUGAAUAUCAUAAAUUAUCAUUAAUCUUGUUCAAAUAUUUACUAAAGAUACGAGGAACCUUUGCAUUCUGCACCUUUUAUAGACCUGAUCUUUAUUUAUUUAAAAGCAGCAUUUCUUCUGAAACGUAAAGAAAACAGUUACCCUAGGAUUCAAGAAACCUUCCUGAAAUCCCAUCCAAGAUUUGCAAUGGCAUUUUAUCUGUUGACCAGAAAGAUUUACUCCAGCUUAUCCAACUGUUGCUGGAAAGAUCCUUUGCUCUGUCUUUCCCUUUCCGUAUUUUCCGAUUUGUUUCAGCGACAUCUUGAAGCUUGAAGUUGAAAUGGAACCAUGUGGAACGGAUCAUUCGAAAAAAGUCACAAGAAAAUGUGUAACGUUCGACGAAGCGCUGGUGUUGACAAAGUUCGGUAUCUUCAACUACACCUUGAUACUGGUAUGCGGGCUGAUCUUGGCGGUAGCGAUGCUUGAGAUUCUGAGCAUCAGCUACAUUAUAGCGGUUGCCGAGUGCGACUUGAACUUGUCGACGCGGGAAAAGGGCAUUCUCAGCGCGGUGGUGUUUGUCGGAAUUAUCGUCAGUUCGCACCUGUGGGGCUUCCUGGCGGAUACCCAGGGUCGCCGGAAGGUGAUCAUUCCAACGCUGUGUCUAGCGUUCACAUCGACCGUUUGCUCCAGCUUCAUGACGAGCUUUUGGUGGAUCACCGUGUUUCGCUUCAUGUGGGGCUUCCUGGCGGAUACCCAGGGUCGCCGGAAGGUGAUCAUUCCAACGCUGUGUCUAGCGUUCACAUCGACCGUUUGCUCCAGCUUCAUGACGAGCUUUUGGUGGAUCACCGUGUUUCGCUUCAUGACGGGGUUUUUAAUUUCCGGUGCCUCCGCUCCUGUCUACGCGUAUCUUGGUGAGUUCCACUGUCAUGCCAGUAGAUCUCGGGCCAUCAUGGGAGCAUCCUUCGUCGUAGGAGUUAGUUGUCUGUUUCUACCCGUGGUGGCAUUUCUGGUUAUCGAUCAAAGUUGGACGUUCACGAUCCCACUGCUGGACAUACAAUACCGUCCCUGGCGUUUGUUCCUAGUCGUUUGUGGACUACCCGGGAUCGUUGGUGCCCUGGCUAUGACGAGGUUCCCGGAGGCACCCAAAUUCGUGUUUGAUCACGGUGAUAAGACGAAGACGCUUGAAAUAGUUCAGUGGAUGCAUCGUAUCAAUACGUUUGGAAAGCAACCAGUGCUUGAACUCGAACUCCUGGACGAAGAGUCGGAGUCCGAUCCCGACAAGGUAAACUACUCCGCGAUCAGUGUAUCCGACGGAUGCUCCGCCGUAGCCAGGAAGAUCUGGAACCAAACGGCUCCGCUGUUCAUGAAGCCCUACCUCAGAAAAACUGCUCUGGUUUGUAGUCUGCAGUUUGGGACAUACGUGUCCGCGUACGGGAUGUACAUGUUCUUUCCUGGAAUCUUGGAUCAACUAGUUGACGCGCAGGAAGUGGGUCUCAACCAGACCACUCUCUGUGAGAUUGUCUACUCCCGGUUCGAUUUGAUCGUCAACGAAGGAAGCCAGCAGAACUGUAACGGGUCGCUAGCCAUGACCACCUACGGGUAUUCCUUCGUGUUGGACUUUAUCUACAUGCUCGGAGUUGCGCUCAUUGCCACGAUCAUCAGCUACGUGGGUAGAUUGCCGAUUUUGGUGUUCAUCUUCACGUGUAGCGGGAUCGCGGGUAUUCUGGUUACUUUCGUGACCGUUCCGGUGGCUUCCAUGUGGCUGUACAUGGUGCACCUGCUGAGCUGUUGCGCUAUGGGAGUCAUCAAUGCCGUAGCUGUGGAUCUGUUUCCCACCCAUUUGAGGGCAAUGGCCGUCAGCGUUUCUCUGAUGUUUGGGCAGCUGGGUAGUGUCUUUGGAACAAACAUGAACGGACUGUUGCUGGACAGUCACUGUGAGCUGUCGUUCUGGACUUCCGGUAGCAUGAUGCUAGUUUGCACCGGGAUGGCGUUCUUCAUUUCGCGGGUUCUUAAACGAAAGGAAGCUGUUGAGGCGUAAGGUUUGAAGUAAAUGCAAAAUAAACAAGGUUUUGUACUGU
Molecule: messenger RNA, 2389 nt
Organism: Culex quinquefasciatus (southern house mosquito)
Lineage: Eukaryota; Metazoa; Arthropoda; Insecta; Diptera; Culicidae
Product: organic cation/carnitine transporter 7
Exons: 5
Coding region: 652-2349 (565 amino acids)
Biological process (GO): transmembrane transport
Molecular function (GO): transmembrane transporter activity
Source: RefSeq, a predicted model, not a curated record